AUGGCUCGUGACAACCCCACUGCACGCCCUGUUGCCAAUGCACGCGAUAGCCACUCGCCAAGCGUUACCUCAGGCACUUCUUUGGCGCCAUCGAGCCCCGCGGAGUCAGCCACUUCGCCGAGCAACUCGGCCGCGUCGUCUGCGCCUGAAGGCGGCGCAGGCCAGCGCGAGGGAGUCGCAGACCAGCCUGAGGGCACGGAGACCACCACCUCCUCCGUAGGCCGGAUUUCCUACACGCCGAACGGUCUUCCCAUUGCCCCAUGGCGUCUCAGCCACCAGGAAAUGGUUGCCCUUCAGGUCCUCACUAGGUCGCAUAGGGAAGGGCCAUUAGCCUUUUACCAACCAUAUCCACCGGGUGUGGAUCCUGAAUAUCUCCACUCACGAGUCUACAAGGGUCAUGGUGCACCCAAUGGGCCGCCUUGA
Messenger RNA from Schizophyllum commune H4-8, 423 nucleotides. RefSeq lists its product as uncharacterized. NCBI's taxonomy places the organism in Eukaryota, Fungi, Basidiomycota, Agaricomycetes, Agaricales, Schizophyllaceae. Bases 1 to 423 code for a protein of 140 amino acids. The transcript has a single exon. The record is from RefSeq and is a predicted model, not a curated record.